Jaculus jaculus (lesser Egyptian jerboa) is the source of this 2158-nucleotide messenger RNA. RefSeq names its product small nuclear ribonucleoprotein U11/U12 subunit 48 (gene Snrnp48). The transcript is spliced from 9 exons. Bases 1 to 1020 code for a protein of 339 amino acids. Lineage: Eukaryota; Metazoa; Chordata; Mammalia; Rodentia; Dipodidae. Gene Ontology annotation, cellular component: nucleoplasm; U12-type spliceosomal complex; cytosol. The record is from RefSeq and is a predicted model, not a curated record.
AUGGAAGCCGGGCCUCCGCCCGUGGAGGAGCGGCGGCGGCUGCGGGCGGAGCUGGGCGAGUUCGUGGAGAGCUGCUGCCGCACGCUGGAGGAGGUGACGGCGUCCCUGGGCUGGAGCCUGGACCAGCUGGACCCCGGGCCAGAGGCGGCGGCCGAGGAUGAAAUUGUCAUAUGCCCUUAUGACUCCCACCAUCACAUGCCUAAGUCAUCUUUAGCAAAGCACAUGGAGUCUUGUAGACUGAGGAAACUGGGCUGUACCGCAGAGGAAGAGAAUGAAAUGUGUAAUCCUGAGUUUUUCUAUGAGAAUGUGAAGGUUCCUUCAAUUACUUUGGAUAAGGAUUUACAAUUCCAGAUAAUUCAGCAAGCUAGAACUGCAGCUGGAAAAGAUGGUGAUUGUUACAAUCAAAGAAUGUAUUCUUCAGUGCCUGUCGAGGUUCCUCUGAAUCACAAACAGUGUGUCUGUGACCUCACCCAAGCGGAUCGUCUUGCCCUUUAUGAUUUUGUCAUUGAGGAGACGAAGAAAAGGCGCUCUGGUUCCCAGGUCAUUGAAAAUGACAGUGAUCUCUUUGUAGACUUGGCUGCCAAAGUCAACAAAGAUAAUAGCCGAAAAAGUCCAAAAUCAUAUCUAGAAAUCCUUGCAGAAGUGAGAGAUUAUAAAAGGAGACGCCAGUCCUACAGAGCUAAGAAUGUUCACAUAACCAAGAAGUCAUAUACUGAGGUGAUUCGGGAUGUGAUCAAAGUACAUAUGGAAGAGCUCAGUGAGCAUUGGCAGGACGAGCGGGACAGAGCAGAGGACGACGCAGGAAAGAAUGAAGAAAGGCGAUCAGUUUCAGUAGAUUCACGACAGUCUGGUGGAAGCCAUUUGGAUGCACAGAGCUCACGGCACAGAAGGGAUCGGAGCAGGAGCCCACAUAAACGAAAAAGAAAUAAAGACAAGGAUAAAAACUUGGAGUCGAGGAGAAGGAAAGAGAGGGAUGGGGAAAGGCAUCGUAGUCAUAAAAGAAGAAAGGAAAAAAUGUAAAUAGUUCUGGUGACUGAAAUCAAAGCACCAGUGUUUUAAUUACCGUCUUUGCGUAGGGAGUGUGGCUCGGCUCGUUCAUUGCUCGUGGUUUUUCAGUAAAUACUCGCACAUCAACCCGUGAGGCACGGCUACCCUGCAGCCUUGUUUUCCGCACAUUGCAGGAGGUGCUUGGUAAUAGUGACUUACGAGGUCAGUACUUGAGAUACGAACGUUAUGCGUACUGUACCUGCCAGUGACUAAGCCCACCCCAGAGGUCACUCUACCACUGCCCUGGUUAGGACAGGGGAAAUGGCCUGGCUGAGUGAACUGUGGUGUCGUCUCAGGGUAGGUUACAAGCAGUAACUUUGAUCGUGUUAAUACAGUAUUGACAUGGGGAGAUCUGAGAAACGUACUGCUAAGGGAAAAUUAGUAGUUGUAGGAAGAUACGUGUAUAUAUAGCUCUGUGUGUAAAAAACACUACUGUGCAUUUCCUAAGGGUCUAUAUGAUAUCCUUCUAGGCGGGGGGACAGAGUCUCCUCUAGCCCAAGCUGUCCUGAACUCACUCUUGAAGUUCACCUACCGUAGCCUCCCAGGUACCAAGACUGUAGGUGUGAGCCAACAUGCCUGCCUUUGAGUGUAUGUGAACAAGUUUGUAAAACUUCAGAAGAAUCAUUCCAGACUCCCAAGUGAUGUAAGAGAUGAGGGUGGAAGUCAGGCUUGGGAGGGUGAUUAAAGGAAACUUGAGCUUUGCCCAAAAUAUGCAGUGUAUACAUAAAUAUAUAUAUAUAUAUAUUUUAAAUAUUCAUGUUUUACUUGAUAAUUUAGAAUGUGCUAUCAUUUUGUGUCCUAUGGAUUGUUUUAUUGAGGUACUAUGCACAUAUAUUAAAAUGUAACCAUUUUAAGUACACACUGCCUUGAAUUUUGAUUAAUUCAUACCCCUACAUAACUACCACCACAAGAUACAGAAUAUUCUCUUGUCUCCCACAGGCCCCUGUACCCUUCCCAACCAUUUCUGUACCCUUAGCUCUCGGUGCAGCCAAAGAUCUGCAUUUUUAAAAAUUUGUCAUAUUUAUUAAAGACAAUCAUUCGUUGUUAAUAAAAAAAGUGCCCCAGUACACAAAAAUGUCCUGGUCGUCGUAACUUAAAACCACUGCUUCCA